Molecule: messenger RNA, 1777 nt
Organism: Gossypium raimondii (Peruvian cotton)
Lineage: Eukaryota; Viridiplantae; Streptophyta; Magnoliopsida; Malvales; Malvaceae
Product: SNF1-related protein kinase regulatory subunit gamma-1
Exons: 6
Coding region: 297-1535 (412 amino acids)
Source: RefSeq, a predicted model, not a curated record
CUCCGGCUCACAUUAGAGUGGCCGCCAUUAAAAACCGGAUAAACCACCUUUUCAUUUUUCACUUUCAUUUUCCCCUUUAAAUAAUAAAACCCAGACAAGGGACAGCCGACGGUACCUUCCAAAGAAAUCGAAAUUUUGACUUAUGAUUCUCAUAUACACCCCCCCCAUAUCUCCCACAACCUUCCAUUUACGUCUUAAUUGUUGACUGAUCAAUUUCCAUUUACGAAUACACACGGUGUGUGUGAAGUUUAUUCUUUUGGUUUUUGAAUUUUUGAGUUUUUGGGGCGAAAAAACCAAUGGCCAAUUUGCAACUGGAAAGAGAGACUAGCAUUGGGAUGCAAGUGGAAGAUCUAUGGGAUGUUCAAGAAUCAAAGCUUAAUCCUACGCAGAAACUUAACGCUUGCUUUGAAAACAUCCCUGUCUCUGCUUUCCCUCAUACUCCUCAAGGGAUCGAGAUAAAAUCGGAUGCGAGUUUGGCCGAGGCUGUUCAAAUACUUGCCCAAAACAAGAUUCUUAGUGCACCUGUUGUCAAUGUUGAUGCACCUGAGGAUGCAAGUUGGAUUGAUAGAUAUCUUGGCAUUGUAGAGUUUGCAGGCAUUGCCGUAUGGAUUCUCCAACAGUCAGAACCACCUUCACCUACAAACCAUUCGCCUACCGGAGCUGAACCUGCAGUAGCUUCUGCUAACGGAAUGCCCUCUUCUGCCGAGCUCAGGACUUUAGGCUCUGAAGAUGCUUCAAUCACUGCUGGAGACUUUUUUGAGGCUCUAACAUCCUCCGAGUUCUAUAAGAAAACUAAGGUCCGGGAUAUCUCAGGAUCCUUCCGCUGGGCACCAUUCCUAGCUUUGCAGCAAUCAAACUCGUUUUUGACUAUGCUGUUACUGCUUUCAAAGUACAAAAUGAAGAGUAUUCCCAUAGUUGAUCUUGGUGCUGGAAAUAUCAAUAACAUCAUCACACAAUCGGCUGUGAUUCACAUGUUAGCGGAAUGUACUGGGCUUCAGUGGUUCGAAAGCUGGGGAACCAAGAAACUUUCCGAGAUUGGUCUUCCUACGAUAUCACGCAAUCAACUCGUUACAGUACAUGAAGAUGAACCAGUGCUUCAGGCAUUUAGGUUAAUGAGGAAAAAGAGAGUCGGAGGCGUACCUGUUGUCACCGGUGAUGGAAAAAAAGCUAUUGGUAACAUAAGCCUUAGAGACGUACAGUUCCUUUUAACCGCACCGGAGAUCUACCAUGAUUACAGAUUGAUCACGGCAAAGAACUUCCUGCUAGCAGUUAAAAACUACUUGGAGAAACAUGACACGAGAUCGCCAAUGUUGAGUGGCAUGAUCACUUGCAAGACAAAUGAAACCAUCAAAGAGUUGAUCCAAAUGCUCGACUCGUUGAAGAUCCAACGAGUGUAUGUCGUUGAUGAUGACGGGAAUUUGGAAGGAACGAUCACGCUUCGAGACAUCAUUUCGAGGUUAGUAUAUGAACCACCUGGAUACUUUGGUGAUUUUUUCGAUGGUGUGUUGCCUCUACCAGAGAACUGUAGGGUUUAAGAAUGAUCCGAAGCUUGGUGUUUCGUAUGACUGACUUCCCUUCUCUUCGUGAUUCUGGUUUUUCGGGUUUUCUGUCGUGUUUGAGACGGAUCGGACAUGCGGACUUUAUUAUGUAAGGCUGAACCUUUGUAAUUUAGUUGCUUCUGGCUUUGUUAGGUUCCAAUUUUUGUGUAAAUUUUGGUGUCUUAAAGAACUUGAUUGAAAUAAAAUAAGAACCCACCUUCUUGUUUUCUAUACAGAAA